Molecule: messenger RNA, 3429 nt
Organism: Metarhizium album ARSEF 1941
Lineage: Eukaryota; Fungi; Ascomycota; Sordariomycetes; Hypocreales; Clavicipitaceae
Product: Y-family of DNA polymerase
Exons: 2
Coding region: 1-3429 (1142 amino acids)
Biological process (GO): error-free translesion synthesis; error-prone translesion synthesis
Cellular component (GO): nucleus
Molecular function (GO): deoxycytidyl transferase activity; damaged DNA binding; DNA-directed DNA polymerase activity
Source: RefSeq, a predicted model, not a curated record
AUGGGCAGCGUUUUGGAAAAAAACUCGUCUCUGGUGCGCAAGAGGAUAGAAAACCACAAGUUCCAAAAUGAAGACGGCGACGAAUACGAGGGCAGCGAGUUUGGCGGGUUUGGCGAUUAUUUCCGCCGCAAGAAAACCAAGCUGCAGAACCUCGACGCCGACCUGCGCGCCGCCUCUGACAAGCCUCAGAUCUUCAAGGGGAUAGUUGCUCACGUCACCGGCUAUACUCAGCCGCCCCUGCAUGUCCUUCAUCGCCAGAUCGUCGAGCACGGCGGUGGCUUUCUUCAGUACUUGGACUCAAAGACGAUGGCUACCCAUAUUGUUGCCUCCACUUUGCCUCCCAAGAAAAGCGUUGAUUUUGCCCGAUACCGCAUCGUCAAGCCCGCAUGGAUCGUCGACUCGGUGGCCGCUGGCAAAUUGAUGCCCUGGGUCAACUAUCGCGUGCUAGACGAGGGACCCAGACAAAAAGUCCUCAAGUUUGACGGAGAGCAAGACAUGACCCAGGUCAGUCCGGAAACUAGGCGGGGCUACAAGGAACAGACCGACAAUAGCUUCUACACGUCACAGUUGAAGUCGUCCACAGCCCUCCCCAGUCAGUCUUUGAGCCAAUUCGCCGAGAAGAUACAAUCGUCAAAGCCCCCAGGCUCUCUUGCUGCCAGCAAACAAGAGGCGACUGUCGAGAAACGCCCGUCUUUGAUGGUGUCUCCCGAAUCCGACCCCGCCAGCGGCGUAGAAAGCCCAGGCAUGGUGACAGCCACCGGCCAUGACAUCUCGGCGGAUCAUCAUGUCAUGGGGCCGGCAGAACAACCUCAUGGAGUAGUCCAUGCUGUGAGUCCCUCUCCGGCGGCGCAACCACGCCAAGGAAUGACGUCGGAGGAACACAACGCCUGGUUGUUGUCGGACCCCCGUUUACGCAAGUCGUCAACGGCAAAUCCCGAGUUUCUCAAGCAGUUCUACUCAGAAAGCCGGUUGCAUCAUCUCUCCACGUGGAAAGCGGACCUGAAGUCGGCAAUGCAGCGACUGGCUGCCGAGAAAGGACUGGCACAGAAAAAGUCUAAAAAGAAGCCAGGCGCGCGGUGCUACAUUAUGCAUGUCGACUUUGACAGCUUCUUUUGCGCUGUAUCGCUGAGGCAACACUCCGAAGACGCCGACAAACCCACCGUCGUGGCACACAGCAGUGGUCCAGGGUCUGAGAUUGCAAGCUGCAACUACCCGGCUCGCAAGUUCGGGGUCACGAAUGGGAUGUGGAUGAAACGGGCCAUCGAGCUCUGUCCUGAUCUGAAAGUCUUGCCAUACGACUUUCCCGCAUACGAAGAAGCAAGCCGAUUGUUUUAUGAGUCAGUCAUGUCUAUCGGAGGAGUUGUGCAGAGUGUCAGUGUUGAUGAGGCUUUGAUAGACGCCACUGCUGUUGUGUACUCUGCAUCCAACUCCCAGGGCAUUGGCAUUGAUGAGGGGAAUGUCUGGCGGGAACAGGAGAAGGCAGAUGAAAUUGCCAUGGGUCUUCGAGAAAGCAUCAAAGCGAAAACCGGAUGCGAUGUUUCUGUUGGCAUUGGCGGCAAUAUUUUGCAGGCCAGAGUGGCCCUGCGAAAAGCCAAGCCAGCCGGACAAUUCCAGCUGAAGCCAGAACGUGUCCUGGAUAUCGUGGGCGAGUUGACAGUCGAGCAACUGCCCGGCGUUUCUCACAGUAUAGGUGGAAAGCUUGAGGAACUGGGCAUCAAAUUCGUCAAGGACAUUCGAAACGUGUCCAAGGAGCGUCUUGCCGGUUCCCUGGGACCCAAGACGAGCGAGAAACUCUCAGACUAUGCCCGAGGCAUUGACCGAACCGAGGUCGGCGAGCAGCCACCACGGAAGUCGGUGUCCGCAGAGGUCAACUGGGGGAUUCGGUUCAUCAGCCAGCAAGAGGCAGAGGAGUUUGUGUUCAACUUGUGCAGGGAGUUGGAGAAGCGUCUUGUGAAUGAGCAGGUCAGGGGCACGCAUCUCACAAUGAAGAUUAUGCGAAGAUGCCUGGACGCACCGUUGGACCCUGCCAAACAUUUGGGCCAUGGCAGAUGCGACACAUUCAACAAGAGUGCGACCUUUGGUGUUGCGACGCACAACUACGAAACCAUUGGCAAAGAGGCCGUCUCUAUUCUGAGGUCUUUCAAGUUCAGUCCCGGCGAUUUGCGCGGGCUCGGCGUUCAAAUGACCAGACUGGAGCCGAUAAAGGCACAACAAGCACGGCCCACGGAGAGCAGUCAACGGACACUGAGCUUCGGUCCGUUUGUCGGUGCCUCGUCCGCCAAAAAGCCAUCACGUACUGAAUCCAUUGACGAUAUCGAGAGCCCGCAAAAGCCGAAGCGGUCUCCUGGCCAUGGCAUGGACGCAGAUCCCAUUGCGGACGAUCCGCUGACGCCUCGCAAGCAAAAGGUACACCCUGCCAUGGCGCUGUCGAGAGCCGCCCAGGAAGAUGCCAAAGCCAACACUCCGCUGAACGUGUCCGGUACUCAAUUCAUCCUCCCCAGCAACCCGGAUCCCGCCGUCAUUUCUGAGUUGCCAAACGACAUCAGAAGUAGGUUAAUGGGACAGCGGCCUCGACAGAGCCCCUCUCCAGCAGUACGAAGAUGCGAAAGCCCCAGCUGCAGGGAGGCGGUGCUCCCUUCACAAAUUGACGCGGACGUCUUCAACGCACUGCCUGAUGACAUGAAAGCCGAGGUUCUUGCCACAUACGGACGAAGACCUGCCCAGCCCCAAUCUCCGCGGAGACAACACCACGUCGCCCAGCAGCCAAGGAAGCAGACGACGCCGACCAAACGAGGUGGCAUCCGGGGCAUAUUUGGCAAGGCCCAGCGUCAACGAGAUGCGCAGACCGGGGUGGUCCAGACCAACUUCAAAACGCUCAGGCCGGGAUCUGAGAGCCCCAUUGUCCCGGAGAUGGAGGAGCUUGACGCCGAGUUCCUCGCUGAGCUGCCGGAGGACGUGCGCAGGGAAGUAGUUGCCGACCACCGCCGUCGAAGAAUGGCUCUCCGAUCAGGGCUUGACGCUCCGCCGCGGAGACACCAUACCCCAGAUACGGAUACCGUCCCGCCUGGCGGCCAGAGGAAGAUUACCUUUCCCGCCCCUCCGAGAAAAGUAGCGUUUGCCUCCUCGGGGGUCACCUCAACGAGGGAGGUCAAGAACAUGCUCGAUGCCUGGCACGCCGAGACACGGCGAGAUGGGCCACACAGUGCUGAUGUAGAGGUCUUUGGGAAGUACGUGCAAAAGGUAGUCGAGGAGGAGCGAGACCUUGAAAAAGUCGUCGUGCUCACCAGGUGGCUGCAAGUCCUCGUGGAGCAGGACGCACGUCCGGGGAGGGGACAGGAUUCGUGGCGAGAAGCUGUGAAACAGGUGAAGAGGUCCGUACAAGGUGCAGUGGAGGGCCGCGGGCUCGCACCGUUGGAAUUGGAUAUUUAA